AUGCAGCUACUUGCCGCUUUGUACCCCGAGAAUCAUCCUCCGUUUGCGAAUGACGAAGACCUGUAUGCGACUAUCGACUCCAUUCCACUCGGCGAUAUACCGUGGCAAUCUUUCUCGGUCAAAUACACGGGAGAGCUGCCUGAUGACCCGCCAACGUGGAUGACCGACACAUAUGAAGUCUGGUUUCGUUCCCCGUUGGACAUAUUCGAGAAGCAGCUGGGUAACCCGGACUUCAAAGACGAGAUGGACUGGGCGCCAAAGCGUGUAUACCGGGAUGGUAAACGGCAAUAUACGGACGUGUUUUCUGGAAAUUGGGUCUGGCGCAAGGCGGACGAACUGGCGAAAGAUCCAGAAAACCACGGCGCUAUGAUUGUCCCCGUCAUUAUUGGAAGUGAUAAGACUUGCACAUCCGUCGGCACUGGCCAUACGGAGUUUUAUCCAAUGUAUGGAGGGAUAGCCAAUCUAUACAAUGCCGCUCGCCGAGCACAUCGGGAAGGAAUUUCACUCUUGGGAUUUCUCGCGAUACCGAAAAGUGAGUUGACACAAUUGUUAGACCAGCGAUUUCAGAACUUACUUGGCACCUGCAGCUACCCGACAAUAUGCUCAAAGCGCAGCGUUUCGCAAGUUUCGGCGUCAACUCUUUCAUGCCUCGAUUGUGCGCAUCCUCAGCGUGCUGAAGCCACACAUGAAGAAACCCAAAGUAACGCGAUGUGCCGAUCGCCAUUACCGGGCGGGCAAUCUACGAGAUUGGACCCGUCAUUUCCGACUAUCCUGAGCAGGCAUUAUAUACCUGUAUUGUACAGGGUUGGUGUCCAAUGUUCGUGUCUCGUUCCGACUUCUCAUAGUAUGGCUCAACGCUUCAGAUGUCUGUCUCCACCUGAGGAUCUCGAUAGACAUAGCGCCCAUCGGUGCAAGGAACAUACGCAGAUGCUUCUGGAUGCAGGUUAUACCCUGAAGGAGCUCUGGGAUGAGUUCGGCAUUGUUGGUGACAUUGUCCCAUUUACUGAUGAUUUCCCUCGUGCCGAUAUCCAUGAGUUGAUCAGUGUCGACUUGCUUCACCAACUCAUCACAGGGACCUUCAAGGAUCAUCUAGUGGACUGGGUUGUUGAAUAUAUCGAAACCGUCCAUGAUGCCCAAGAAGCAAGGGAAAUAUUGGCUGACAUAGACCGCCGGUACCUCGCAUUUUCUUGA
Molecule: messenger RNA, 1191 nt
Organism: Mycena indigotica
Lineage: Eukaryota; Fungi; Basidiomycota; Agaricomycetes; Agaricales; Mycenaceae
Exons: 3
Coding region: 1-1191 (396 amino acids)
Source: RefSeq, a predicted model, not a curated record